Messenger RNA from Chiloscyllium plagiosum (whitespotted bambooshark), 5323 nucleotides. The record is from RefSeq and is a predicted model, not a curated record. NCBI's taxonomy places the organism in Eukaryota, Metazoa, Chordata, Chondrichthyes, Orectolobiformes, Hemiscylliidae.
CAGAGUAAAGUAACCGAGGAACCGAGAAUGUGCUGAACCUUUCAGCGCUGUAUGUCAGACACUCUAGAGAUGACUGAACCCACAUUCUACAUUUUCAGGACUCUUUUCUGUUGAAUGAGAGCCUUUCCUCUUGUUCCACCUUUAGAGAAAUGCAAGGGGGUUUGGAGAAUGCAGACUUGAAGCAGAUGAACCCAUUUACAAUGAGAGAACAGUAAUGACAACUGUUGGUGAACUGGAUUGGAGAAAAAGGAACACGGACGGUAGGGAAGAGGUUCUUAGAUGACAUUCGGAUUUAGAGCAUUCCUCUUCACCUUCCUUCGUAUUAUUACUGACAUCCUCCUGGUUAUUGUUAUUUACUUUUAUGACAAAUUCACACAGGCUGCAUGGAUUAACCAGCAACUUACUUGUUUUGAAGCAUAGAGGUGCACAUUGUUUCAAUAAAUUUCUGUCAGAAAUAUAGGCAAUACAAGAAAAAAUUUCAAAAUGAGGCGACAAUGCCAAAAAUGCCGUUUAUGGUAGUAAGCCAUCACCCUGGGGCUUGGAGCAAUAAGUGCUCAGUGCCUUGCUACAGAUGACUGAAUCCAUGCUCUUUUAACUAUUAUUGCAAAGUUAAAUUAGUAGCAGUGGAAUAUUGUGAGUGAUAUAUCAACAUCAUCGUCAUCCCGGGAGGAAAACUCAAUGAGAAAGCAUUUGGUUUCUGUCAGUUCUAAGAUGAACGUGUGGUGCAAGAAAGCUGAAAGGUUUACUGAAAGAAUACGAAGAAAAAGAAAGUAACUACACACCUUCCUUUCAUGACAAUUAAAAGUGUUCUGCAGAGUUGCCUCAGCCUCUUCUACUGUAGAAAUUUUACAUAAUGCUGGAAGAUGUAUUUUCUGUUGGAAUGCUGCUUUCUGCUUUUUUUCUUUGCUCCUGAUCCUAAGUGCUGUUUUAGUUGUCUGUCUUCACUAAAAGCAGGUGCUUAUCCGAUUUUUUCAAGUGUUUGGCUCCAAAAAUUGUCAUAAGCAGAACAAUGACAGCACAGGUGUUUCAAACUACAGUCUGGUUUUAAACUGUUUCUAUUUUACAUGAACAAGCCAAUGACUGCAGAUGUACAAAAGUGACCCUCCGUACAUUAUGGUCAAGAUUAACAGGAAGGAUCUAUUUGAUUGCAAUCAGAAGCUGAUUUUGUGUUAAAGUACAUGCACAACUUCAAUUUAUUGGAUUUGAUGAAUUCCUGUAAAUGAAGAUUCAUGGAAAUGAUGCAUGUGAAUAAUUUCCCCUUCAGGAGGCAUUCGUGGAUAUGUUUUGACGUGGACAAUGGCACAUCCUCAGGACGGAGUCCCUUAGAUCCAAUGACAAGUCCUGGCUCAGGGCUCAUUCUACAGGCUAACUUUGUGCACAGUCAGCGGCGGGAAUCUUUCCUGUACCGAUCUGAUAGUGACUAUGACCUCUCUCCAAAAUCCAUGUCGAGGAACUCCUCCAUUGCAAGUGAUAUCCAUGGAGAUGACCUAAUAGUGACUCCCUUUGCACAGGUGCUAGCAAGCCUGCGCACUGUAAGGAACAAUUUUGCUACUCUAACCAACUUGCAAGAACGAGCAUCCACCAGCAAACGCUCACCAAUGUGUAACCAACCACCGAUGAAUAAGCCAAGUUUUACAGAAGAGGCCUACCAAAAACUUGCAACAGAGACCCUGGAGGAGCUUGACUGGUGCCUGGACCAGCUGGAGACCCUACAGACCAGGAAUUCUGUCAGUGAGAUGGCCUCCAACAAGUUCAAGAGGAUGCUCAAUCGGGAGCUUACUCACCUCUCUGAGAUGAGCCGUUCUGGAAACCAGGUCUCUGAGUUCAUAUCCAGUACAUUUUUGGACAAGCAGCAUGAGGUUGAAAUGCCAUCACAAGCACAGAAAGAAGAAAAGAAAAAGAGGCCAAUGUCACAAAUCAGCGGAGUGAAGAAACUCAUGCACAGCUCAAGCUUAACAAAUUCAAGCAUUACAAGAUUCGGAGUCAAAACUGACCAGGAAGACCUCUUGGCAAAGGAAUUAGAAGAAAUUAACAAAUGGAGCCUUAAUGUCUUUAAAGUUGCUGAAUAUUCUGGAAAUAGACCCUUAACAGUUGUCAUGUACACAAUUUUUCAGGAGCGAGAAUUAUUAAAAACUUUCAAGAUUCCACCAGAUACUUUAAUUACUUAUUUGAUGACCCUGGAAGACCAUUAUCAUGUUGAUGUGGCUUUUCAUAAUAACAUCCAUGCAGCAGAUGUUGCUCAGUCUACUCAUGUUCUCCUGUCAACACCUGCGUUAGAGGCAGUCUUUACAGACCUGGAAAUUCUUACUGCAAUAUUUGCAAGCGCUAUUCAUGAUGUAGAUCACCCUGGGGUCUCAAACCAGUUUCUUAUUAACACAAACUCAGAACUUGCCUUGAUGUACAAUGAUUCAUCAGUGCUGGAGAACCAUCAUUUGGCUGUUGGCUUUAAACUACUGCAAGAAGAGAACUGUGAUAUUUUCCAGAAUUUGACUAAGAAGCAAAGACAGUUGCUUAGGAAAAUGGUCAUAGACAUUGUUCUUGCUACAGACAUGUCCAAACAUAUGAAUUUACUGGCUGACUUGAAAACAAUGGUAGAAACAAAAAAGGUUACAAGCUCUGGAGUACUCCUCUUGGAUAACUACUCAGACAGAAUCCAGGUUCUGCAAAACAUGGUACACUGUGCAGACUUAAGCAAUCCAACAAAACCUUUGCAGCUAUACCGACAGUGGACAGAUAGAAUAAUGGAAGAGUUCUUUCGCCAAGGAGACCGAGAAAGGGAAAGGGGAAUGGAAAUAAGUCCCAUGUGUGAUGAGCACAAUGCCUCUGUUGAAAAAACACAGGUGGGUUUCAUUGACUACAUUGUCCAUCCUUUAUGGGAGACAUGGGCCGAUCUGGUCCAUCCUGAUGCACAGGACAUGUUGGAUACACUGGAAGACAAUAGAGAAUGGUAUCAGAGCACAAUCCCACAGAGCCCUUCGCCUGCCCCCGAUGCUGAUGGGGAGGGACGGCCAGGACAAGUGGACAAGUUUCAAUUUGAGUUAACACUAGAGGAAGAUGGGGAAUCAGAUACUGAAAAAGACAGUGGAGGUAGCCAAGGUGAGGAUGACAAUAGCUGUAGUGAUUCCAAGACACUUUGUACCCAGGACUCUGAAUCAACAGAAAUUCCAUUGGAUGAGCAAGUAGAUGAAGAAGAGGGUCCAACAGAUACCUCGAGGGAGCAGGAGACAGAGGAGGAAGAAGACGAGAAGGUUGCAGGUACAUAACAAUGAUGAUGGGAAAGAUAUCUUGGAAGCAACUUCCAAGCACAUCUGUAGCUACAGCCAAGGCCAAGUUUCAUCCUCAUCUACUAGUACUUUGUGUAUGACAAAGCCUAGAAUCAUCUAGAUGACUCUGUACUCAGGAAUAACAUGUCAGAAUUUCAGCUCCACAGCAUUAUUUAAGCAUGAGGAAUCCAUUUCAAAACUGGUUGAUCGUUAGCACUAUCAGAUUCAUGAAUCUGAAAUAGGAAUGGAUUACUUUGGUGGGACAAAAAUAUUAAACCAAAUGUGGGUUUUGUUUUUUCAAAGCUGUAGAAGUUUGAGGUUUUUCAUUUACAGGUGAGAAUAAAGUAUAGAAAUCCAUUCAUGAGAUCAAGCUAAAGACACUGGUUUCAGCAAAUGUAGUUUGGAAUACACAGUAUUGUAUGAGUCUGGAAUCAGUGAGGAUCUGUCACCGGUAGGAAAAUCCAUCAUUUAUGGAAAUCGUGAGAUGUUUUAUAAUUUCAAGUCUUCCUUGAAACCUGACUGUAAAACUGUACAGCUGUAAGUUGUACUGACCUCUUUUUGUAUCAUAUGUAAUACAGAGAACUUUUUUAGAUUUUACUUUUAUUAAUACAGAUUUAUGGACGUAUUAUAUUUAAAAAUGAUUUGAGAUUUCAUUUGUUAUUAGAGAUUAAAAGUAACUUGCAAGUUCUCUGUACAGUUCUGUAAUGCUGAGUACAAGUAGUUCCUUACUAUCUUAGACCUUGCCAUUUUAUCACUUUGAUACCUUUUCAGGCAGUUAUUGUCUGGGGGUAAAGCUCAAAUGCCGCACAACCGGAUGUUACAUGUUUCACACUCUUCUUUUACUUUAGCAAUUGUAUUAAAAUGCAUUGCACUCAAAGUAACACAUUAUUGAAAUGCUGCCCAGCUAUAGUUGCUGGAAACAUCUUGAAAGCAGACAAUCAACCUUGAUAGGCUGUCUCAAGAGUCGGGGAUAAAAUGCACUGAAUUUCAGAACACUCACAUUUUCUUGCCAAAAUGUCCUCUUGAGCUGCACAUUGCUUGUAAAGCGAAACAUUAUAUUGCAUUAAAUGGCUUUUAAGAUUCCAGUAAACAUUUCCAUAUUGUGCAGAGUUGUGUAGGUUACUGUACAGCAAUGUGCAGAAUCUCCACAUUACUACACUUUAGCUUGCAAGUUACUGUACCAAUAUAAAGCUUUUUGUCUUCUCCUGCUCCCCAUCUCCUCACAUGGAUAUCUUGGUGAGUGUAUGUGGAUGGAACAAACUGUAAAACUUGAAUAAGUCGGGCUGUUAUAGACACCUAUUGAAUGAGGUUACUUUACUGCAUUAUUUAAUUUUGUUGCCAUACUUUUUUUUUCCUCACCAGAUGACCUUACUUGUAAUCCAGUCUUGUUUGUCUCUGUUUACAACCAUGUAUUUAUUGAACUGUACAUACUGUAAUGUUUAUUGUAAAUUAUUGAUUCUUAUAACAUAAUUCCUAAUGGGUGGUGUUACUGUAUGGGAAACUCCUGGUGAAAGACUGAAAAUACUUAUUCCUGUAAAUUUGUCUUCUAAAAUAUUACAUCGCCUAGAGCUUGGCUGAGGAGAACUAUGAGGAAAUCGACACUCGAUGUGGAGUGGUUGCAGGUCUUUGGCCCCAGGGCUGUGCCUUAACUUUCUCCAAUAAUUUGCUGUCUGCUGCAUUUUAAAGUGUAUGAGCUGAGUGACAGCUCGAUGAAAGGGGAAAAUCUUUCCAAAAAAAAAAGGCCCUCCUUUUUGACACGCAAACUGUAGAUUUCAGCAGCCCUGGCCCAAAGGAAUUGGACAUUUUUUUUGGUUUAUUGAAUUAAAUAGUAAUAAAGAGAUUAUACGGAAAAAAAUGUUAUCUACGGAGACUCCUGAACAAUUUAUUUUGUUUUAAAUAUGUCUUUAGAGCACCAAGUUGUCUUGAGGUUGCAAAACAAGAAUAUUUCAAUGUUUUCCUAGUCUCUUACGGUCUAUGAUAUAGUACUGUACGUCAUGCUGAGAAAACUUCAUAAAAUGUUUUUAUAUGCAAUGAAAAAAUAAAAGCAUGAAUUGAUUCUA